CUCGUUUGGUGGGGUCAGUCGGGUGUACGGCCCAGCGGGGACGACACCGUCCGCUGCGCUCGGCAAAUAUACUCGAACUGUGUAGAGUUGUAGACCCAGUGGCCAGCGCAGACGGAAAACGGAAGGGAGCUCCGAGGAAAGUACAGCACAGGUAGGCGCGGCUGGUCGCGAUGCCGCCGGCCGAGCAGCUGACCGAGGAGCCUCACCAGGUGAGCUUCACACGCCGCUCGGGCGUGCUGCUCACCUGGCGGCGCGGCCUGCUGCUGCUGCUCCUGCUGGCAGCCUGUCUGCUGGCCACCGGCCUGCUGGUGCACCACCUCGGCACGCCGGCCGACGGCGCGCCCUCCGAGGCACGCGCCGCGCCCGUCGUCUCCGAUGAGACCGCCGCCGCCGACCGGCCGGCGCCCGACAUCCGACUGCCUCGGCACCUGGUGCCGCUGGCCUACCAGCUGCGCACGCUGCCGCUCUUCGAGGAGGGCAACUUCAGCUUCAGCGGCGAGGUGACGGUCACGCUGCGGGCGGACGCCGCCGGCGACAACGUCACGCUGCACGUCAGCCAGCUGCUCGUCUCCGACGACUCCGUGGCGGUGACGGACGUGACCGAUGACAGGCAGGUCCCCGUUGUUCGGCUGGUGCAUGACGUCGAGCGCGAGUUUCUGGUGGUGGUGCUGGCGGAGCCGGUGGUGCCGGGCCACAACUACAGCGUCAACGUCAAGUUCUCCGGCACCCUCAACGACAAGCUGGCCGGCUUUUACCGCAGCAGCUACACCACAUCAGAGGGAGAAAAACGGUGGAUGGCGGUGACGCAGUUUUCUCCGAACGAUGCCAGGAAGGCGUUCCCCUGCCUGGACGAGCCGGCGCUGAAGGCGACGUUUGAGAUCACUCUGGGACGUCAUAAAAACAUGACGGCCAUCUCGAACAUGCCGCUCAGCACCACAGAACCAAACCCGGAGAGGGCCAACUUUGUGUGGGACACGUUCGAGAGGUCGCUGCCCAUGUCUACGUACGUGGUGGGUUUCAUCGUGACGGACAUGUCGCACCGAGUGGCGGACCCUGCGCUCAGCGACACCCACUUCAGAGUCUGGUCGCAGCCGGCAGCCAUCAACCACACCGAGUACGCUCGCAAAAUAGGACCGACCAUCCUUGAGUUCUUCGAGGACUUCUUCCAGAUCGACUUCCCUUUGCCCAAACUGGACAUGGCCGCCAUUCCCGACUUUCCGUUUGGUGGCAUGGAAAACUGGGGGCUCAUCACCUACAGGGAGACGUCGAUGCUGUACGACCCGGAGGUAUCGUCAGAAGCCAACAAGAAGCGCGUGGCAGACGUAGUCUCACAUGAACUGGCCCACCAGUGGUUCGGUGAUCUCGCCACCCCUAGCUGGUGGACAGAUCUCUGGCUCAAAGAGGGCUUCGCCAGCUACAUGGGAGUCAUGGGAACACAAGAGGUGGAGCCGACGUGGCGCGCCAUGGAUCAGAUGGUUACCAAUGAGUUACAGGGGGUGAUGACGGUAGAUGCGCUGCGCAGCUCGCACGCCAUCUCUAUCCCUGUCCAACACCCGGACGACAUCGGACAAAUCUUCGAUAAAAUAUCCUACGAUAAAGGUAACUCGAUCAUCAGGAUGUUGGAUCACAUGCUGACGAGAAAAACUCUGCGGGGCGCUCUCACCAACUAUCUCACCGCCAUGCAGUACCGUGCGGCGACCCAGGACGACCUGUGGCGCUUCCUGACGGAGCAGGCGCACCGGGACGGCACGCUACCCGAUGACGUCACUGUCAAACAGGUCAUGGACACGUGGACACUGCAGAUGGGCUUCCCGCUCGUGACCGUGGUCAGGAACUACGGCAAAAGGUCGGCGCAGAUGACGCAGAAUCGAUUCCUGUUCGGAGCAGCCGACAACUCCACCGAGUUCCUGUGGUGGGUCCCCCUGGUGUUCACCUCGAGGUCAGCAGCCAACUUCAACCGCACCCAGCCCACCCACUGGAUGAGGAGGCAGCGACAGGUCACCAUCGAAGAUGUGGCUGAUGACGAGGAAUGGUUCAUUUUAAACGUGCAAGAAAUGGGAUUUUACAAGGUUAAUUACGACCAGAGAAAUUGGGACAUGCUUAUAAAGCAGUUGAACGAAGAUCAUACCGCAAUUCAUCCAGUAAACCGAGCUCAGCUGGUGGAUGACGCGCUGGACCUGGCCCGGGCUGGCCAGCUGAGCUACAGCACGGCUCUCUCGCUGGUCAGCUAUCUGGAGCGGGAGCUUGACUUCCUGCCCUGGGACGCCGCCUUCAACAACCUGGGCUUCCUCAAUACCCAGCUGAGGCGGACGGCCGGCUACGGCGCGUUCCAGACAUUCGUGUUGAAGCUGAUCGGUCCUCUAUAUGACCGCAUCGGGUUCGAGGAGCGUCCCAGUGACUCACACAUCGACCACCUGACUCGGAACCACGUGGUCGUGUGGGCAUGUUCCAUGGGUCACCCGGACUGUAUCAGCAAGGCAGUCAGCAUGUUCAAACGCUGGAUGGAAGACCCCGACAACGCCAGCAUCAUACCGGUCAACAUCCGCAGUAGCGUGUUCUGCACGGCUCUGCACGACGGAGGUCUCACCGAAUGGGAGUUCGUCUGGAGACGCUUCAACGAGUCCAACGUUGAAUCUGAAAGGCAAAAGCUGCUCAAGGCGCUUGCCUGUACAAAUAAAAUAUGGCUAUUGAACAGGAUGCUGGGGUGGCUGACCGCGUCCGACUCGGGUCUGAGGGUGCACCACGGCCUGAUGGCCUUCAAGGCCGUGUCCAGCACCACUGUCGGCAGAUACGUCGCCUGGGACUUCAUGCGAAACAGCUUUACCGAUAUCGUCGAAAUCUACGGAGGUGCUUUAUUUGCUCUGCCGAAGUUCAUCGCUACUUUGAAAUCGGACUUCAACACUCCGCUGGACUUGAAGGAGCUGCAACUGUUCGCCAACGAAUACAAAGACAGUUUGGGUGAGGGCAAGCGAGAAAUGGAACAAGUUUUGGAGCACUCUACCUCAAGUGUGGCUUGGAUGGACAAAAACUAUGAACUUAUUGUUAACUGGUUAGAAGAUCACAACGUUUAACACUGAAAAUGCGCUUGUCGCUAUCAAUUUCAACGAUUAGAUGUAAAAUAACAUUUUGAGCUCCUCUGACACAUACGCAAAAUCGCAUGACUGCAUGUUUAAAAAAUACAUUUACCCUCGGGAAA
Messenger RNA from Amphibalanus amphitrite, 3196 nucleotides. RefSeq names its product aminopeptidase N-like. Gene Ontology annotation, molecular function: zinc ion binding; peptide binding; metalloaminopeptidase activity. The record is from RefSeq and is a predicted model, not a curated record. Bases 171 to 3071 code for a protein of 966 amino acids. The transcript has 17 exons. Gene Ontology annotation, cellular component: cytoplasm. NCBI's taxonomy places the organism in Eukaryota, Metazoa, Arthropoda, Thecostraca, Balanomorpha, Balanidae. Gene Ontology annotation, biological process: peptide catabolic process; proteolysis.